Molecule: messenger RNA, 1362 nt
Organism: Cylicocyclus nassatus
Lineage: Eukaryota; Metazoa; Nematoda; Chromadorea; Rhabditida; Strongylidae
Source: the annotation of a GenBank genome assembly
AUGCUGCUCUUGAUCAUUACUAUAGUACUAUUUGGUUCCUCCACAUCUAGAGUCAGGAAUUCAUGUAAAGAGCAUGGACUUGAAAAAAGGGAAAUUAAAAAGUCCUUGCAGCAGUAUACAAAUAAAACGCUGACUUACGACCGCAAACUUCGACAAAUUGCUGAAUUUGGAGGAGCUGUAGGUCUAGAAGUCAAAUCUGUCAGGGAAGGAAAAGCCGUUUUGUCUAGCUUUUAUGGAGAUAACAAUCAGCUCGUAAAAAAAUUGGGCUGGGAUUGGAAAAAAUAUCUAGCAAAGCUGAAAAGUCCACGUAUCUACUUUGGAUGCUCUUGUGGAAAGACUCGUCACAAUAGAACAAAAAUUUUCUGCAUUUUCUCUGAAUCCCGUGUUGCAAGACAGUCGGUAGAACAGUAUAGAUUACAUACCCAUAUAUUUUCAGAAUCAAUGGAUGGUUAUGAUCCAGUGCUUUUUCCAACACCCAUUAUCUUCGGUACUCUAUCUACCAUUGGUAUCACCGGCAACAUCAUUAUGGUCAUAGCAACAUAUAAAGCCAAGAGAAUGAAGUCGCCCUGUCACAUCCUCAUCGCAUCCAAUUGUCUAGCUGAUGCGAUUCACGAAACUGGCCAGUAUGCAUUCGUUUACCAUUUUUUCAACAAAUCGUUUAUGACACAAUCUGAUUGUUUCUACUUGUUAUCAGUUCCGAUACUUGGUGCAAGCUUUGGAAGUCCUCUGAUAUUAUGUCUUGGCAUAGAUCGACUUAUAGCGAUCAAAUUUCCGUCAAGAUAUCGUUUCUUCCAAACUAUGCCAUACACUUAUAUUGCUGCGCAUAUGGUUUUCCCCACUUUAUAUGCUCUAUAUAUUGUUGCAUGGAGCUUCGUUACCAGAAAUGAGGCGUUUGUUCAAUGCUCGGUUCCUCAAGGUUUUGGAGUUGGUUUCGCGGUUUUCAACCAAGCUGGAACCGCAGUCAAUGUGGCCAUUGUUGCAGCCUACAUUACUGCGUAUAUCAUUCUGAAACGGAGCAAUGCAAGCUCGAAGAUGAAAAUCGUGUUCAAGUCCAUUUUCGUGACAGUAGCAGUUGUGAUGGGCGGAUGGUUCGCAACUUUUGUUGUAAACAAUCUAUGCCCUUAUAUUACCUCAGAUGAAUACUGGACGAUGGUGAUUAAUAUGUAUGCAGGAAUAAUGGUAAAUGGUUGUGGUGCCACGAACGUUUUUGUAUACUACUCAAUCAACACUGAAUAUCGAGAAGUCAUCAGAACGAUGUUCGGCAUGAGAACUCCAGUCAAGAAAAUACAUGAAGUCAGUACAAUGCACGGAUUGGAUUCCACGAAAACCGCCAGCCCUUCUACGAUUGCAAUCCUUGACUAG